AUGAGCAUAAUCCCCCGUACCAUCCUUCGUUCAGCUCGAGCUUCAGCUUCAGCAGCUGCUUCUUCAUCACGAAUCAUCCUAUCUCGACCUCUAUCAACCUCGAGGACUGUUUUCGCCGAAGCCGAAUCAUCGUCGUCAGCUGCACCUGUAUCGCCUAAGAUCGCUCCUAUCGUAGACCAAAUUUCCGGAUUGACGUUGUUGGAAGUCUCAGAAUUGGUUACUGCUCUCAAGACCAAAUUGAACAUAACAGAAAUCGCUUUACCAGCAGCUUCAUCAGCUCCUGCGGCAUCAGCAGCAUCAGCCGAUUCAGCCGAACCAGCAGAGGAGAAGCCAAAGGAAAAGACAAUUUUUACUGUCAAACUUGAAAAAUUCGAUGCUACAGCUAAAGCAAAGAUUAUUAGAGAAGUAAAAGCCAUUAUGCCUAAUAUGAACUUGGUAGAGGCAAAGAAAUUCGUCGAAUCAGUCCCUCAAACUAUCAAAGAGAACUUACCUAAAGAAGAUGCGGAGAAAUUGAAAAAGACAUUAGAGGCCCUUGGAGCAACUGUUUCUCUCGUGUAG
This is a messenger RNA of Kwoniella shivajii, 558 nucleotides long. Its product is annotated as ribosomal protein L7/L12. Gene Ontology annotation, molecular function: structural constituent of ribosome; mRNA binding. The coding region runs from base 1 to 558 and encodes 185 amino acids. The transcript has 4 exons. Gene Ontology annotation, biological process: translation. NCBI's taxonomy places the organism in Eukaryota, Fungi, Basidiomycota, Tremellomycetes, Tremellales, Cryptococcaceae. Gene Ontology annotation, cellular component: mitochondrial large ribosomal subunit; ribosome. The record is from RefSeq and is a predicted model, not a curated record.